Dreissena polymorpha is the source of this 12959-nucleotide messenger RNA. RefSeq lists its product as uncharacterized. The coding region runs from base 484 to 2673 and encodes 729 amino acids. The transcript has 15 exons. Lineage: Eukaryota; Metazoa; Mollusca; Bivalvia; Myida; Dreissenidae. The record is from RefSeq and is a predicted model, not a curated record. Gene Ontology annotation, biological process: signal transduction.
GUAGCUGGGAUAUUUCGAUAGUUUUACUCUUGUAAAAAUCGGCACUGAACGUUCCAUCAGACGAGAGCCGACCUAGCAUUUCUACGAGCUCGAGAAGUGUUUUCUUGUAGUUUAUGUUGGGAAGUAGCCAUUCGUGGUCAUUUUUCGUCACGAGGCAACCUAUCCUCACAAAAUGGUACAUAGUUUACGAAAAUCGACCGCCAUUUAGGCAUUUAAUGGCUUAAAAAUGUUGAUGUAGGUGAUUUUCCUGUGUCAAGAGAUAACUAUCUUGUAGACGUCUAUAUGUAUAUUAUAUCAGAUAUUGUUUUGGUCAAAAUUAUGAAAAAUGUUGUUUUAUGACAUAUUGAUAGUGAUUAAGUGACUUUGCCACGCGCCCAACACCUGUGGCUGCUACUAAUGACAAUGUGUACCCUAACACCGGUUGACUUGAAAAUGCGCUGUAAAAUGUUGAAUUGAAAUACCGGUAUACAAAGACUUGCUCACAUGGGCGACCUUUGUUCAACAUCCAUUCCGGUGCAUUCGAACUUGGUUAGUGGUAACCAUACUGGACAGUUUCAGGAUGUAGGAUGUAUAAUGGGAGUUGCAGCAUCCAUAAAUGAGAUAUAUUCACGAGAACAGCAGCAUUCUGACACUGAUCCUGAUGUGUACCCAGAAAUAAACAAGAAAAACCAUACAUCCAGUACUGAAGACUCUAAACAUCAGAAUCCAGAAAUAAUGGCGCACCACCCUCGCCUGGGUUCCAGACCAUCUGUCCUCCUCGGGAAAGUUGAAAAACAGAACCUGGACGAUGAACUAGAGCUUGAACAGACUGUUCUGCAAAGCAAUAAAAAGCUGAGUGCUGUCUUUAAAGGGUUUGAGAAAGCAGAGAAAUAUUUGGAGAAUAAAGGGCCGCAGCAUUUUGGGCCCUUGUACAAGUUGCUGCAUGACAAUUUUGUUACUGUCUUCACUGAUUUUCAAAAGAAUGAUGAGCGUACUGUCAUGGCUAACAAAUUGGCUAGAUCCCAGUUUAUAGAAGCAGUUAUUGAGUACUACGACUACAUACUAGAUGAGUUAGACAUUGAGGCUGUACAGAAUGCCUUCAUCCAGGAGCUUCAUGGUUUUGACGAGAACCCGCCCAGUGAAAAUAUCAAGGAAGGAUACAGCCUUGUGCUUACCAUCAGAGAAAUCCUCUGGAACUACUCUGACAGCAGCUACCGCUUCUCAGAGACAGUUUCACAGUCAAUCAUGCUAAAGAAGCUGGUUCAUGACCUUGAAGUGAUCUUUGAAGAGGAAUUUGAUGACAUGAAUGAACCUCUUGAGGGUUUAGACCUGUUUGCCUUCAAUUCUGCAGUAGGCAUUCUCCACAACUGUGCUCGCAAUCCAAAUGUGGACAAGAGUCUGUUUAGGAACGUAAACACAAUAGAAGUGCUGACCAAAUACCUCCAGUCUAGCCUUGUCUAUGUGAAAAUGGUGACCGUUCUUGUACUUGGCAACCUUGUAACUGAGAACGAAGUUUCCAAACUUGCAACCGACAAUAGCGUGAUAGACUUCCUUCACCAGGCAACAAUCAAAGCAGCAGACCAUAAGGACCGAAAAGAAGGCGGCUUUUCACUGUGUGAACUCAUUGAAGGCCUUGCGUCCAUGGCCCGCAGUGAUGAAAACAAGACUCUGAUAUUCGAGAAGCAGGACAUUAUUGCUUUGGUUACGAAGAUGUUGACUGCUAAGGAUACCUCGGAUUUUGAAACCUUGGCCUGUGUGAAACUGCUGUGGGAAUUGGCUUUCCGUGACAGCAUAAAAAAGAAAAUCAAAGCAAACAAAGUUCUGGUUGAGAUAAUCAAACAGCUGCAGGAUAGUAAAAACGCUGAAGUCAAAAAUGCGGCCCGCAGUGCAUUCUUUGUGCUGGUUGGAAAGGAUCAAAGACUGGAUGCAAGUGUGAGAGAGACUCCUGGACAAUCCCAAAAGCCUCCAGUUCCAGGGGUACUUGCUGCUGCAAUUAAACCCUCAGGAAAACAUAUCAUGAUCUCCUACUGCUGGAAUGACAAGGAGACUGUCUUAAAGAUCAACCACGAGCUAGUGCAGCGUGGCUUCAAAAUCUGGAUAGACGUCCAGGAGAUGAACAAGUACCAGAAUGUGCUCGAGGGCAUGGCACGGGCUGUGGAGGAGGCAAGCAUUGUCCUCAUCUGCUACUCAGAGCACUACCAGAAUAGCCGUAACUGUCGUACAGAGGCAGAGUAUGUCUAUGCAAAGGAUAAGCCGUUCAUCCCUCUGAAGAUGCAGCGUGGCUACAUGGCAGAAGGCUGGCUGGGUAUCCUUGUGGGUGUGAAGCUGUACAUAGAGUUCUCUCCCCACUACCCAUUUGAGACCAAGCUGGAGGAACUCUCCAGCAGAAUUAGCAAAGAGCUCGGAAAGGAGCCAACUCCUCAAGAAAAUGUACCAGUAAUUAAGCCAACGACAAAGAAAACAUUCAAGAUGUGGAAAAAUGAGGACCUACAGGCUUGGUUGAAGGCUCACAAUAUGGAAGGUUCCAGCUUCAAGAAGGUUCGAGCCUUGUCUGGCGCCAACCUGCAUUAUCUGCAUCAUGUCAUGUCCAGGGCCCCAGAGACAUUCUAUCGCUGGCUUGAGACACAAUUAGGGCUCAAAACUCUAGACGAGUUCAGAACUUUUGAAGACGCAUUGAAGGAGCCACUCCAGUAAAAGUAAAACAGUUUCCUUUACCUUUCAGCGACAAUGGAACAACAGUUCUGCAAAGUGUGUGUUUCUAUUUGUCAUUUAUAUAUAAACUAGUAUUGUUAUUAAUAACAGAUUUAUCCUAUUGCUACAGAAUCCGUAUCAAAAUAACAAAUAGUGAUAUACGCUUAAAUGCAUUUAAAUGUAUUUUAAUUCUGAUUUUGGAAUAAUCUUUUUUUGUUUUCAUGUAAAUUAGUUAAGUUAGUCUUUUUAAAUUUAGUCAGAUUGAGUAAGUCAGGUAUGAUGGGGAAAAUAAAAUACUUGGUUUGUUGUUUCAGUUUUUUUUAAUAAACAUAUUGAACCCCAUUUUUGCAUUUCAUUGCAAAGUAUGUUGCAUAGAGGAAAUUUUAUCUCUAGCUUGUAAUGAAAAGCGACAGUGAAUUUUUUGUAUUUAAGUUGAUCAUUGAUCCACCUCAAUUACUUGCCAUGUAUUAUGUUAAAGCUUCUCAACCGAGAGUUGUAUCCCUUGACUUAUAUAAUUGAGCCUCAAUCUGUAUAUAUGGGACUUAAUGCAUAUGUGAAAAGUGUGUUUCCAGAUUAGCUUGUGCAGUCCGCAAGUUAUUCCUCUUUUUCAACUCAAAAUUUACAUAACACGAUUAUCUUACAAACUAUCUACACUUUUAAACUGACAACAUUUAGCAUUGAUUUAUAUCAAGUUGUGCAAGUUCACUUUAUUUAAUCUAUGUUAAGAAUAUCUUAUUUGCUUAUGUCCCAUUUUAAACAAACUUUUCUAAAUCAUUAUUAUUAUAACUGGCUUCACAAUACAACAUGUGGAAUUGGUGGGUAUUCCUCACUUCUGUGACAAGCUCUAGGUUAUGUUAAUCCAUGAGAAUACCCUUUCGUAAUGUGUUAAAAAGAAGUGUCAGUUAUGUUGUAAAUAGAUAAUUACAAGGAAGUGAAGUGUACCAUUGUUUGUAAAUGAGGCAUAUCUAGUAUGUCUUAUAACUGUGCCAUACUCCAUUAUUUAUUGACAAUUAUAGCCGCGUUCUGAAAAAACUGGGCAUAAUGCAUGUGCGUAAAGUGUCAUCCCAGAUUAGCCUGUGCAGUCAGCACAGGCUAAUCAGGGACAACACUUUCCGCCUAAACUUGAUUUUUGGCAAGGAGGGACUUCCUUGAAACUAAAAAUACCAUAAAAGCGAAGUGUCGUCCCUGAUUAGCCUGAAUUAGGCACAUGCAUUAAGCCCAAUUUUCUCAGAACAAGACACAUUAAAUCUGCGUGGGCACAGAUUAAUCAACGUAAUUUUGAUGUGUUUUUUUACUACUGGUUAUUAAAAAGUAAGGGACAAAAUAUUUGUUAUCUGUUUACAGCACUCGUAUGUCUUUGUAUAAUAGUUAAGUUUAAGUCUAAAGUUCCAAGUAUUAUUUUAAUUGCUAUAUAGAAUGUGUUUUCUAAGAAAAAUAUAAUCAUGAAAUAUUAUCAUGAGCUCAAAGUUUUGGUGCAUUUUGCUCAUUGUUUGAUUUGUACAAUCUUUUGCUGUCGUUAUUAGUUGAAUCUUGUUUCACUGAUGUUUUUUUGUAUAAGUAUUUAAUAUACAUAUAUUGCUUUGAUAUAUGUAUACAAUCUUCUGUGAUAUUAUUGUAUGUGAUAUAUUUUACAAUUUGUUUCUACCACCACCCCACCCCCAUAAGGCCCCAUAAGGUGUAUGUUUUUUAUAUAGUAGUGGAUAGCCUCAUUCCGUCUUUGCCUGCAUCUGUAACAUUCUUCUUGUGCAUUUCCUCCAACAUUUUGCAUGUGAUAUUUUGCUUACCUGAGAAAAAACUCACGGUAUUCUUAUGUUAUCACCUUUUGUCCACAUUUAUGGGAAGAUCUUGAUGAAACUUGGUCAGAACAUUGGUCUCCAUGAUUUCCCGGUCAAGUUUAAAACUUAUUCAUGAACGUGUUGUAAAAAAACAGGGUCACUAUUUCAAAUUUAGCAAAAGGCUGGUGAAUAUUGUAGAGGCAGCAUUAAGUAGUGAUUUAGCGGAACAUUUUUUCUUAUUAUCUGCCAAGUUUCAAAAUGGAUCAUAUGGGUCAAAAACUUUAUGCCGAGGUAAGAUUUAAGAAAAGCAGUCUAAGAGCCAUAUUUAUUUACCCAAUCUUCAUGAACCUGGGUGUUCCAAUGACAUUUUAAUGAAGUUAAAAACUGGUUCAUGUGGGUAUAAAAACCUAUGUCAGUAGGGCAAAUUAAAGUAAAAGCUUUUGAAUAUUCUAGAGUGCACAUUUAUUCCCCAAUCUUCAUAAACUUGAUCAAAACAUCAAUCUCAAUAAUAUCUCAUCCUUUGUCAAAAGUGGGUCACGUGAGGUUACAAAUGAGGUUACUUGGUCAAAUUAAAGUGAAAGCUUCCCACCACUUUAGAGACAACAUGUGUAGCCCUAUCUUCAUGAAACUUGACAAGAACAUUUGUCCCAAUGAUAUCUGGCAAAGUUCUAAACUUGGUCACACGGGUGAAUAACUUAAUACCCGUAACAAUAUCCCAUUAAAGAAAAGCUUGUAAAGACUCUAGAAGCCAGAUCUAUCUUCAGGAAACAUGGUUAUACCAUUCAUGCCAAUUUGAUAUUUUGAACCAGUUGGAAACUUGGUCAUUGGAACAAAACAUUAGUUCUAAAGGCCAUAUGAAAGAAGAAGCUUGCAAUCACUCUAAAGACAACAUUGAUUGCUUUGAUUGUCAUGAAACUUGGUCAGAAAAUUUGUCAGGAUGAUCUCUCCACUUUAUUCAAAAUUGGAUCGUGUGGUUUUAAAAGGUAAGUUACAAGAGAAAAUUAAAAUUAACACUCAAUAGGCCACAUUUAUUGCCUUAGCUUCAUGAAACUUGGCUAUAGAUAAUAAUCCCACAGAUAUCUGAGCUGUAUUCGAAACUGGAUCACAAAGGAUCAAUUCAAUUUUAUUUUUUUGUCAAUUUUAGGGGAAAAAAUUUGAAUACUCUGAAGGCCACAUUUAUUGCCAAAUCUUCAUGAGACAUGGUGAGAACACUUUUCUAUAUGAUAUUUAGGCAUAGUUUGAAACUAGGUCCUGUGAGGUCAUAUUGAAGAAGCUUGUGAACACUCUGGAGACAAUGUAUACUGCCCAAUAUUCAUGAAUCUUGGUGAUACUUUUGUUCAUAAUGGUAUGUCGACCAUGUUUAAUGACAGUGGUCACUUGGGGUAAGCAAGUAGGUUUACUUUUUAGCCAUCUCAGGUGAGCUCCUUAGGGCCUAAAUUAGCCCUCUGAUUUUCAUAGUUUUAUAUGAGUCGUGUUCUGAGAAAACUGAGCAUAAUGCAUGUGCUUAAAGUGCCAUCCCAGAUUAGCCUGUGCAGUCUGCACAGGCUUAUCAGGGACGACACUUUCCGCUUUUAUGACAUUUUUCAUUUAAAUGCAGUCUCUUCUUAGCAAAAAUCCAAUUUAGGCGGAAAGUGUCGUCCCUGAUUAGCCUGUGCAGACUUUUAAAAGGUUAUUGCCCUUUGUGGAAAAUGAUAUACAUUUUGAUUGCAAGUUUUAUCAAACUUACUAAAUAACUAUCUCCAAGUGCUCAAGAGUAUAUUGUCAAGGUUUAGUAAUAUCACUUCCCUUAGUUUAAAAUACUGUAUAACAGCUUCUGUGCACAAUUUGUACAUUUUCUAUGUGAUUUUCACCAAAAGUUUACAUAAUAAUUUUCUCCAAUGGUAACAGCGAAUUUUUUCUAGGUUUCACAUUGCAUUAUUUUUUAUGGAGCACUCUCUUCUGUGCGCAAUUACGUUUUUUUGUACUUUACUCUUCGAACAACAAUACACCCAUGGUGGGAGUUGCAUUGUAUUUGACAGCUUCUUCUCUAUAUUUGUAAUGUUUUUCUAAAAUUAAUCACAAAACCGAAUGUGCUAAAUAUUACAGAUCUAUAUUAACUCUUGUGCCAUGUUAAUUACAAAAGUGCCAAUCACUUAUGUCAGCCAUUGUCCUUACAGACAUAUGAAUUAAGAAGUGCAUCAUGAUAGCUGUCACGCUCUAGGUAUUAUGUUGUUAUAGUAGUUAACCAAAUCGCCAUACAUUUGGGGAAAAAACAUUAUUCUAUGGAUACUGACAAUUUUGUCAUAAUUUAAGUGGUGAUUUUAGUUUCACUUCAGUUAGUCCCAAGGAAUGUGAACUAGAAAUAUUUGAAACAUUUCAGCCUUGUUUACUCCAAAAAAAAUAAUGAGGUUAUCCAAACAAUUUUUUUUCUGGAAUAAGUCUAUUUAGACCAUAUCCAGUGACUAUGAAACUUGGAGGUCAAAGUCUAAACAUUAAUUAUUGACCAAUGACCAUGCAUGUUACAUGUGAUUGUUGAUUUCCAUAGGUUGAGUGUUCCUAUUUUGUCAAAGAUUUAUAUGAACAAUAUAUGUAGGCAUAUAGACAUUUGUUUGUUGUGUUUUAAGUUAAAUUUGUGUCCUUACAUUAAUAGUGUUUUCUUUAAUUGUUAUGCUGUGACAUAAGUGUUUUUGUUAUUAAUACCGUUUAUACGCAUAGCUACCGACAAAUGCUAUGUUUAAGUGUUAGUAGUAAUUUUCAUCAGAAAAUAUGCUGCCAAUAGGCUUGUUUUAUUACAUUGUAUUUGUUAGUUAACUUACAAACACAUGAUUUUACAAACAUAAAUUUAAAAGAACGUUUGUUAUGUUAAGCUCACCUGAGCACAACGUUCUCAUGGCCAGCUUUUUUGAUCACCUUUUGUAUAACGUUUAUCGUCAGUCGGUCAUCGUCAACAUUAACUUGGUGAACUCUCUUGUUAUCUUUGCUUAGUUUAAAAAUGGGUAUGUAGAGUAAAUAUCUUGAUCAGUAUAUCCACUGAAAGAAAAUGCUUAGUAACACUUCAGAAGUUGCAUUUUGUACCCAAUUAUCAUGAACCUUGCUCUAAACAUUUACCCUUAAUAUAUCUUGGCAACGUUAAAAAAUGGUCUCUAUCCAUAUUUAAACAUGGCAGCUGGUGAGUGGGAAAGUUUUUCUAAUAUGGCUAUUGUUAAAUCUUGUAAACACCCUAAGGUCACAUUUAUUUUGCCCAAUCUUCAUUAAAUGUGCUCAGAACAUUGUCUCAAUAAUAUCAAACAAGUUAGAAAAUGGUUCCUUUCUAAUGAUAAACAUGGCAGCCAGGAAUUGGGCAAUUGUCCAUAUACGGCAAUAGUAAAAUGUUGUGAACACUCUACAAGUAACAUUUAUAGCUUAAUCUUCUUGAAACUUUUUCAGAACAUUUAUCCAAAUCAUAUCUCAACCAUGUUUGAAAAGGGUUAUGGUCCAUUGAAAAAGAUGGUAACCAUGGGACGGGGAAGUUUUCCUUCAAUGGCUAUACCUUGAGAACGCUCUUGAAGUCACAUGUUUUGCACAAUCGUUAUGAAACUUGCUCAGAACAUUUGUUUUAAUGAUAUCUUAACUGAAUUAGAAACUUAGUUGCAUGGGUACACACUUUAGGUCACUAGGUCAAAUUAAAGAUGUCAUAUUUAUUGCCAAAUCUAAUUUAAAAUCUUUUUCAGAACAUAUGUCUUUAUAAUAUAUCAAGUCACAACAUUCUCUUCCUAUUACAUCUAGUGAAAACAUUUGUGCCAAUUAUAUCUCGGCCAUGUUUGAAACUGGAUCACAUUGGGUAAAAAAGAUAUCAUAAGGUAAAAUCAAAUAAAAAGCUUGUGAGCACUGCUAGAGGCUGCAUGAUAGUCCAGGUGUUAGGUAAGUUUUCCUUGUAAAUCCUUGUGAAACUUUCUGAAGACUACCUUUUCAGAACAUGUAAGUGUAUUGGGGUUUUAGGUGAGCGCCUUGGGCCCUCAAUGAGGAUCUGCCGGAUAUUAAAAACUAAUCAUAUAAUUAUUGGUUUUAGCUAUAGAAUAUCAAUAUGUAUUUAAAGCUUUUUUUACUAACAUUAGUUUCUAGAAUCAAUUAGAAGUGUUAGUGUGAAGUUUUAUACUAAACUCCGAUUUUUAAAUGAGUAAAAAGCUGAUUUCGCCAUUUUAUGCUUGUGCCAUAAUAAAGCAUUAAAUUUGUCAGCCUAAUUUCCAAUUUCAGCAUUGGAAGUCAGUAAAUGUAAUUGUGACUACAAUUAUCGUUCUGCUUGUGCUGUGAUUUGUCUUCAAUUAUCCUGUUUUGAGUUUGUGCCCCAGAGUUAAUAUUUACUAUGUAUGGGCCAUCAACAUGUUUGGCUUCCAAAAUGCCAAUCAUAAAUGCUCAUUUGGGCACUUCAAGUGUGAGCCUUUCUGAUCAGUCACGCUCUGUCUGUUUUACAUCAUUUUCCUUUAUUAAGAAUUUAUUAAAACAAAUUAUAAUAUGAAUCUACAUGACUGUUGAUUUUAAACAAAACAUUGCAGAAAUGUGGCUAGGAUGCUUAUUUGAAAAAAAAGAAAUCUUGUAAAGGAUUACCUUCUACCAAAUUUGUUUGAAUUAUUUUGAUUUAUUUAUAAGUGUUGCCGCUGGGGAUCUGGGUUAUUUCCAUUGUAUGUAUAUUCUAAACGUUUAUAAAAGGUCUGGUCCAUCAGGAUUUCAAAAGGUUUUACAUUAAUUGGUUGUAGGGUGACCUGAUAUUCAGUUUCUUACAUUAUUUUGAUUAUUUAUAAACAUGCCUUUUCUUUUUACCGAACCACUGGCUGGAUUUCAAGAUGAUAUCAUUCUGUAAAUUUACCUUCUGUGACCAAUCAUCAAACUAUGUCAAAUUAGUUUAGUUCGUUCAAAACCAAAGUUGCCAGAUGGGCAGAGAAGAUGUUUUGUUUGGCUUGAUCGGAUACAAACUUUAACACAUUUUUCGUAAAACACCAUCUGGAUUUUAAAAAAGGGUUUACUGUUUACACUUUAUUUAAAUAAUUUUGAUUUGGCUUUCUUUAUGUGAUUGUAUUUUUUUUAAAUCUUCUUGUCCAAUACCAUUUGUUGGAUUUCAAAAUUAUUUCACUGAAAUGGUUAAAGGGUUAUCCGGUACCAAAUGUAUUCAAAUGUUUUUUAUUUAUUUGCAAAACACAUGGCCACCAGUUUUCUUUACAUGACAUUAUGGAAAACCAUAAAAAUCUUCUUGUCUGUUAUCACAGCCUGAAUUUCAGUUUACUAAAUUUUGUCAAAUGAUUUUAAUUCAUUGAAAUACAUAAAUACAAGGCAGUGAUCCUUAUUUAUUUUGAAAACUUAAAGCUUAUCUUACAGAAAACACUUUCAAAUUUAAUAUUUUUUAAACACAAUUGAAUACAUGUAGUAUGAUUUCCACCAUAUGUUCGUGUCUUGUCAGCUCUUAACUUCAAAUAUUUUUACACAGCAUCAUUGUGGCUUUUACUCAGAUGUGCAAUCCUGUGACACAUUGGUCCUCUUACGUUGGGUAUCCACCAAUUGUUUGGUGAUUUGCUUUUCCAUUAAGGACUAUUCAAAUACAAUUGCUGUAAAUAGAGCUUACAAAGAAAAACAAGCGUUUGAAAUUUAGUAAACUUUUUUUCCAAUACUGUGAAUGAUAUUUAUGAAACAGGGUAUUUUUUGGUAUGUUAAUUUUAUAAUCUUGUGUAUAAUGGUGUUUACAAAAGGCACACUUUAACACUAAAUUACCUCUGAAAUUUACCUCUGUAACUUUUUAACUGUUAACAGAGUUUACUGCGUUCACACGCCAUGUGCUAUUGUAAAAAUUGGGUUAGGGACAACGACAACGAGCGAGGCAUGGUAUUGUGAUGCGCAUGGGGGGGUUAGUGGGUUAGAGUACGGGUUAUGGUUAUGGGUCGGGUUUGGGUUAGGGUUAGCCGUAACCCUAACCCUAACCUAACCAUAACCCAGGGUUAUCUUCCCUAUACCAUGCCUGGCUCGUUGUUGUUGUCCGCUUCCUUUGUUUACAUUUGUUUAAUGUGAUCUGUUUGUGUAACAUUCAAAUCUUGCAUGUGCAUCGUGUAUUGAAAGCUAACAUGACCACAACAUGCUCAUGCAGUCAUGGUGAUUUUUUGUGAUCACCUUUUUUCCCUCAUCUUCGUCUGAAAUCACUUGUCAACAUUUGUCUAAUGUUAACACUCUAGAGGUCACAUUUAUUGCCCGAUCUUAAUGAGACUUUGUCAGAACAGUUGUCUGGAUAGUAUCUGGGCUGAGAUCAAAACUUGGUCAUGAUGGGUAAGACUAGAUCACAAGGUCAAAGUAAAGAAAAAGCUCAUAUAAACUCUAGAGGCCAUAUUUUAUCCCAAUUUGAAUGAAACGUUGUCCAAAUUAUAUCUCAGCUGAGUUUAAACGGAAUCACAUCAAAUGAUUGGUUAAAUUAACUAGGUCACAAUGUAAAAAAAAGAAAACCUUGUUAACACUCUAGAGGCCAAUUCAGUAUCUUCAUGAAAAUUUCUCAAAUCAUUUGCUCUUAUGAUGUGGCAGCUGUAUUCAGAAAUUGUUCAGGUUUUUUGAAAAACACAUCUUCCAAGGGACUGGGCAGUUUUCUUUAUAUGGCUAUUGUUGUAUUGUUGAGCCAUGUGAGAACUAUCAGUCACACUUUAGUCUUCAUCAAGCAUUGAUUUGGAACAUUUAUUCUGCGGUUUACUAUACAUGUAUAUGGCUAGAGUGGAACCUGUGAGAAACUAGAAGUCACAAAUGGCCUAAUUUUCCUCAGGAUAUUUGUUCUAAUUAUAUCUGGCACAAAUUUGAAAACAGUCCUUUGGAAAACAUAGCCCAAAGAGGGGGAGGGGGAGUUUUCAUGAUGGCUAUAUUGAAACCGUGUAAACACGCUAUAAGUCACACAUUUUGCCAAUCCUUCAUAAAAUGUUAAUAAAACCUUGUACAUCAGAUUUAUUGUCAGAUCUACAUACAACUUCUACAGAACAUAUGUUCUUCUGAUAUCAUAUCUCAGUCUGUUCUGUUGAAACGAAUGUAGGUAAAAAUGCCAGAGGUAAAAAUGCCAGAGGUAAAAAUGCCAGAGGUAAAAAUGCCAGAUGUAAAGCGGUAAAAAUGCCAUAGGUAAAAAUGCCAUAGGUAAAAAUGCCAGACGUUAUAUAGUAAAACAGAUUUUUAUGUCCCCCACUAAAGUAGUGGGGGACAUAUUGUUUUUGCCCUGUCUGUCUGUUUGUCUGUUUGCGCCAACUUUAACAUUUUGCAAUAACUUUUGUUAUAUUGAAGAUAGCAACUUCAUAUUUGGCAUGCAUAUGUAUCUCAUUAAGCUGCACAUUUUGAGUGGUGAAAGUUCAAGGUCAAGGUCAUCCUUCAAGGUCAGAGGUCAAAUAUAUGUGGCCAAAAUCGCUAAUUUUAUUAAUACUUUUGCAAUAUUGAAGAUAGCAACUUGAUAUUUGCCAUGCAUGUGUAUCUCAUGGAGCUGCACAUUUUGAGUGGUGAAUUGUCAAGGUCAAGGUCAUCCGUCAAGGUCAGAGGUCAAAUAUAUGUGGCCCAAAUCGCUUAUUUUAUAAAUACUUUUGCAAUAUUGAAGAUAGCAACUUAAUAUUUGGCAUGCAUGUGCAUCUUAUGGAGCUGCACAUUUUGAGUGAUGAAAGGUCAAGGUCAUCCUUCAAGGUCAGAGGUCAAAUAUAUGUGGCCCAAAUCACUUAUUUUAUGAAUACUUUUGCAAUAUUGAAGAUAGCAACUUGAUAUUUGGCAUGCAUGUGUAUAUCAUGGAGCUGCACAUUUUGAGUGGUGAAAGGUCAAUGUCAUCCUUCACAAGGUCAACGUCAUCCUUCAAGGUCAAACGUCAUAUAGGGGGACAUUGUGUUUCACAAACACAUCUUGUUGAGCAAUAUUUUUUAAGGAUAUUGAGUAUUGUAUGGAAACAAUUUUUUAUUUGAACUUGUUCUACUUGUCUUACUAAUAAAUUUAGACAGUAAUUUUGUUGUUUUGUGCUUUAUUCAUUCUGUUUAUUGGUUGGAAUUUUUUGUUUCUUUGAUGAAUCGUCAUUAAAGGAAACUUGUUAAAUUCAUUGUAAAAGCUAUUGGAUUGUUAUUGAUGUAAUGGAAUCUUUAGAUUUUUGAGGAUAAUAAAUUAUUAAAGCAAUGUGACAAACAAGCAGGGUUUUGAUGGUGAUUAUGUUUGCAUUUAUUAUUUUAAAUGAGGCAUGUAUUGAUACGUCUAGCUAAUUACAGCAUUUAAACUUAGAGCUGAUAAUAUAAAGAUUUUUUAGAGAGUAAAUUUUCCCCCCACAACUAAAAUUGUGUACAUAACAUCUAACUGUAUUUUUUUCUUUAUCAAUUGCGGAUUUUAAAAAUUCACUUAACUUUGUUAAAACAGAUAGAGCUUUCUCUUACAUCAUACAUUCUCACAAAAGUCAUAUAUUUGUACAAAAUGCAUACACAUAUUUUUGGUGUUAUUUUGAUGCAUGUGUAUUGUGUAUUUAUUAUUAUGGUUGUUUGACGUUUAGCUGUAUAUGCUUAUGUCGUAAAUAAACUCGCUGUUCUGUUC